AUAUAGUAAAUUAGAAAAGCAAGAAAAUGGGAAAGCUUCAAACUUUAUUCCGUCAGCAAGACUCAUCACUUCACUAAACUACCAAAAAAAAUGAAGCGGUCACCGGCGAUCUUGAAAAACCGGCGAGUUUGCGGUGGUUUAGGAAUUGCAGCAAUAGCUUACAUAGGAGUUGACUAUCUCCGUUUUAUAUCUCCAACAUGGCAUGACCGUUUACAACCAGCAUUAUGGACCAUAUUGGCAAUCGCUGCAAUUAUUCGUGUCCCAUUUUACAAACACUGGUCAUUAGAGCUUCGUUCAGCUAUACCAUUUAUAUUUGCAAUGAUAUUUAUGCUGUCUGCUCUUCUCUUUGAAAUGGUUUCUGUUCGCUCUGUUACUGCCGUUCUUGGUCUUGAUUGGAACAAUGAUACAUCACCUCUUCCUGAUGUUGGUCAGUGGUUGCUGUUGUCGCUGAAUGAGAAACUACCUCAAACAGUGGUUAAUAUAUUGAGAGCUCGUAUAAUUGGAUUACAUCAUUUUCUGAUGCUGUUUAUCAUGCUUGCUUUCUCUGUACUCUUUGAAUCGGUUGAAGCUCCUGGUCUUGGGCUUGGUGCAAGAUACAUGUUCACAAUGGGAAUUGGAAGGCUCCUUCGGGCCAUAACUUUUAUCUCCACAAUUCUACCAUCUGCUCGACCAUGGUGUGCAUCUGCUAGAUUCCUUGUUCCUCAGCAUCCUCAUCCUUGGGCUCAGAAAUAUUAUGUACCAUACUCCGAAGACUCAAAUGCCAUACGGAACAUCAUUAACAGGGACAUAGCAUAUGCUGAUCCUGGGGAAUAUGAUGCUGAGUUUCGACCAGAUUGGGGUUCAAUGAGCUUUUUGAUUGAUUUCCUUCGGCCUACAGCUCCUGAGGGAUCAUCUGCUUGGUAUCAUCUGCUCAAGAAAGCAUCAGGGGGUUGCAAUGACCUUAUAUAUAGCGGCCACAUGCUUGUUGCUGUGCUGACAGCUAUGGCAUGGACGGAAGCCUAUGGUGGCUAUAGCUCAGCACUCAUCUGGAUUUUUGUGAUUCAUAGUGCUCAAAGAGAAAUACGAGAACGCCAUCAUUACAGUGUAGACGUUGUUGUGGCCAUCUAUGUGGGCAUAAUGCUUUGGAAGAUGACAGGUCUUUUCUGGCCAAUGAAGGAUCAGUCAAAGGAUACGAGGCUUCGUAGGCUCGAGAAGAUUCAGGGUAGACUAACGCGAGCAGCAAAGGACGAUAAUAUAGAGGAAAUAAGAGAACUCCUUAAGGAGGUGGAAGUCAGCAACAAAGUUAGGGAAAAUUCCAAAAGCAAAGCAAUGUGGCUCUUUUCAGGUGGAACCAUUAUUUUUACUCUUUGUGUGGUUUUUCUUGCCUUCACAUUGACCAGCGACGGGUGAGACAGCCAACUUUCAACUCCCACGAAAUGUUCUACCACGGGUAAGAUUAAUUACAACACGUGGAAUUUGUAACAUUAGGCUAGGCCAGAAUAGGCAUUCCACUUUUGUUAUUUGUUUGUAAUGCUUUGGCUUUAAAUUAUUUUUGUAUGAGGUGAGAUAGUAUCUGCUCAUUUACUGCUAGAUAUGAAGAGAAUUGACUUUUUAUUGGAUGCCUCUUGUCUAGUUUAUUCUGCAAGUGAAUUCAGAUGAUCUACUGCUGUAAAAUUGUUUACAUGAGGGUUCUUUUAUGCUUUUGACCCCUGUGAUAUAGUAAAAACUUCUCCUUUUUUA
Molecule: messenger RNA, 1719 nt
Organism: Lycium ferocissimum
Lineage: Eukaryota; Viridiplantae; Streptophyta; Magnoliopsida; Solanales; Solanaceae
Product: protein PHLOEM UNLOADING MODULATOR
Exons: 4
Coding region: 91-1389 (432 amino acids)
Biological process (GO): ceramide biosynthetic process
Cellular component (GO): Golgi membrane; endoplasmic reticulum membrane
Molecular function (GO): sphingomyelin synthase activity; ceramide cholinephosphotransferase activity
Source: RefSeq, a predicted model, not a curated record